Messenger RNA from Malania oleifera, 8519 nucleotides. RefSeq lists its product as uncharacterized. The transcript is spliced from 36 exons. Bases 236 to 7828 code for a protein of 2530 amino acids. The record is from RefSeq and is a predicted model, not a curated record. Lineage: Eukaryota; Viridiplantae; Streptophyta; Magnoliopsida; Santalales; Ximeniaceae.
CGGCAUCAGCCAGCAUCGCUUGGUUUCGACAGCACUCCCAUCCACAUCCCACCCCUACCACAGCAGUCUGUCCACCAUUUUCAAGCUUUAACCGCCACCAACACCGCCGCUCCACCAUUUCUGCAUAAACUCUCACAUAUAUAUAUCAAUUCUGCGAAACCCAAUCAACCGUCUCCCCCUCCACGGCCAUAAGCACACCUCUACGUCUAUGUCUUCUCCAACCUUCAGAGUCUGAAUGGAAGACAAGGAGCUGACUCUCCUCUCUCGCCUGGCGAUUAAUCACCUGUUCCUCAACCAGUUCGAGCCCUUCCGCGCCAUCCUCCUCACCCUCCACCGCCGCGACUCAGCCCUUGCCCUCACCAUCCUCCACUCCAUCCUCGUCCACGCCUCUCACCGCCUUAACACCUCCGUCCUAUGGUCUCCCUCCUGUCCAUCCCCCUCCUUCCUCUCCUGGCUAUCCUCCCACCUGCUCCUCCACUUCCAUAACUCCCAAAGUAAGAACGCCCAAAACAAAAGCAUCCAAAACGACAUAGUUCCAUGCCUCGAUCCGGACUCCCUCUGGCUCCGUGCCGAGUUUCUCUUGUACACCCAUGUCAUAAAAUCCAGAAUUUUGAAUAUCAGUGACCUCAAGCUUGAUGUGGAAAGCGCUGAAAGAAGCAUUGCGGAAAAGGGUUUUGAGUGUUUUGGGGUUUUGGAUCGGAUUGCAGAUAUCGGGUUCAAGAGGUUGAGGGAUGAUGUUUUUGCUGUUUGUAGUGCUGGGGGUGGUGGUCAGGAUGAGGAGAGGGAAGGUGCGGAGAGUUUUGGUGCUGGGGAAUUUGAGGAGAGAGAGUUGAUGUGGUUCAGAAAGGCAGUCUUGGAACAUGGGGCAGCUGAUGUUUUUGAAGCUUUGUGCUGGAAUAUUCAGAAGCAAAUUCGGUUGUGUGAGAGUUGUGAUUCGCGCUUAGCUAUUACUAUAAAGAGUGAUGAGAAUUGGAGUUCCAAAGAUGAUGAUCUUGAGGUUUUCCGGAUGAUUUUGAGGAAUGUGCAGAUGGCACAUUUGGAUGCUAUGAAGGAAUGCAUGGAGAAGGGUGAUGUAGAAGGAGCAGUUGCUCAUAUUCGUUUUCUUCACUUAGAUUAUGGAUUAUCAGAGGCUGAAUAUCGCAUGGUUCUGCAAUAUCUUCUCAAGGGAGUUCUGUUAGGGGGAGAGGUUUGUGGAGAAACUUGGCAUGCCACCCAAGAAAAAUUGCUCAGAAUUUAUGGUGAAGCUCUUUCCUCCAGUUGCACUCUACUUGUUCAAAUGAUUCAGGCUAUUCAGGAUGAGUUAAUAUCUGGAGAAAUUGAGAGUUGUAGAGAUCCUGAUGGCAACCAAAUUCCUCCAACUCUCAAGCGACUUCAAAGGUAUUUUGUAGAAGUGGCGGCUGAUACAAAUUCAAAUGACAUGCUAUUGCCCUCCAAGAUGGCACUCCAUUCUUGCAUGAGAGACAUGUAUCAUUAUGCUCGUGUUUCUGGAUUGCACAUGCUUGAAUGUGUUAUGGACACUGUUCUAUCUGCUGUGAAGAGGGAGCAGCUUCAGGAAGCUAGCAAUAUUCUUACAUUGUUUCCCCGACUUCAGCCCCUGGUAGCUGUCAUGGGUUGGGAUCUUUUGUCUGGUAAAACAAUGGCGAGAAGGAAAUUAAUGCAACUUCUAUGGACAAGUAAGUCGCAAGUAUUUCGGCUGGAGGAAUCUUCUUUAUAUGGUAACCAAUCAGAUGAGAUAUCUUGCAUUGAACAUCUUUGCGAUUCUUUAUGUUAUCAACUUGAUCUUGCCUCUUUUGUUGCCUGUGUCAAUGCUGGUCAAUCAUGGAGUUCAAAAUCCUCGUUACUAUUAUCUGGAAAAGAGCAAGUGCCAUUUCCAAAUGAAGAUGCCCGUUCGGAUCCUUUUGUUGAGAACUUUGUGCUUGAAAGAUUAUCAGUCCAAAGUCCUCUUCGGGUAUUGUUUGAUGUAGUUCCUGGCAUAAAAUUUCAAGAAGCCAUUGAGCUUAUUAGUAUGCAGCCAAUUGCUUCUACUGCAGCAGCUUGGAAGAGGAUGCAGGAUGUUGAACUUAUGCACAUGCGUUAUGCUCUGGAAUCUGCUGUUCUUGGGCUAGCAGAUAUGGAAAGGAGUAUGGCUGAUGAAACAGAAAGCCAACAGAUGGGCUUAUGCUACCUGAAAGAUUUGCGGAACCAUUUGGAGGCCAUUUCUAGCAUUCCACGCAAGAUAUUUUUGGUGAACAUUAUAAUCUCACUUUUACAUAUAGAUGGUCUCUCUCUCAAUCUGACAGAGUGUGUCUCAUCAAAGAGCUCUAGUGAAUUGUCUUAUGAGUAUGCUGGGGAGAGUACCGAUUUUACUGUGAAUGAAGGGGGAAACAAAAUGGUUGUUUCUUUCACUGGGAUGCUACUUGAUAUUUUACGUUGCUAUCUGCCGUCAGCUUUGUCUGAGCAAGAUUGUGGAUUGGGUGAUGGCAUGACUGAAGGUGGAAAACAUGUUUUAGAGUGGAGAAUUUCAAAAGCUAAACAUUUCAUUGAAGAUUGGGAAUGGCGUCUGUCGAUUUUGCAACGUCUUCUGCCAUUAUCUGAACGUCAAUGGAGCUGGAAGGAGGCAUUGACUGUAUUACGUGCAGCACCAUCUAAGCUUCUUAACCUUUGCAUGCAAAGGGCAAAGUAUGAUAUUGGAGAAGAGGCUGUUCAUCGUUUUUCCUUACCUCCAGAAGAUAAGGCUACUCUUGAAUUAGCUGAAUGGGUGGAUGGUGCCUUUAAAAGAACAUCUGUUGAAGAUGCGGUUUCUCGUGCUGCUGAUGGGACUUCUGCUGUACAGAAUUUAGAUUUUUCCUCUUUACGCUCUCAGCUGGGCCCUUUGUCUGCAAUUCUUCUUUGCAUUGAUGUUGCUGCGACUUCUGCAAGGUCUACAAGUAUGUCCCAGCAGCUCCUGAGUCAGGCGCAAAUUAUGCUAUCUGAGAUAUAUCCAGGUGGCUCUCCGAAGACUGGUUCCACUUACUGGGAUCAGAUCCUUGAAAUAGGGCUAAUUUCUGUAACAAGACGCCUUCUCAAGUGUCUCUUGGAGUUCUUAGAACAGGAUAAACCUCCAAGCAUUCAGGCCAUUUUAUCUGAGGUUAUCAUUUCAACAUCAAAGGAGACUCAUCGGCAAGGUCAAAGGGAACGUGCUCUUGCUCUGUUACAUCAGAUGAUUGACGAUGCUCACAAGGGGAAGCGGCAGUUUUUAAGUGGUAAGCUUCAUAAUCUUGCAAGAGCUGUUGCUGAUGACGAAAAAGAUGCUAAUCCAGUCAAAGGGGAAGGUUCAUCUACUGAUAGGAAGCUUCUUUUAAACUUUGACAAUGAUGUGGUUGUUGGGCUUGGGCUAAAAGGUACCAAACAGACAAUCUCUUUAACAGCUGGGGAAAAUAAUGCGCCGCCCAUUGGUUUUGAUAUGAAGGACACUGGAAAGAGAUUAUUUGGUCCCUUAACUUCCAAGCUCACAACAUACCUCUCACAAUUCAUACUACAUAUUGCUGCAAUUGGUGACAUAGUUGAUGGGACUGACACAACUCAUGAUUUCAAUUUUUUCUCACUUGUGUAUGAGCAGCCGAAUGAUCUAUUAACUCGUCUGGUCUUUGACCGAGGAAGCACUGAUGCAGCUGGAAAGAUUGCAGAAAUUAUGUGUGCUGACUUUGUCCAUGAAGUUAUCUCUGCAUGUGUACCUCCUGUUUAUCCUCCAAGAUCUGGUCAUGGAUGGGCAUGCAUGCCUGUGAUUCCUACCUGUCCUCGGAGUAGCCCCGAAAAUAAAGUGUUUUCUCCUUCUUCAAAGGAAACUAAUUCUAAUUAUUACAGCCAUACGUCAGCAACACCAGGAAUGCCUCUGUACCCUCUCCAAUUGGAUAUAGUAAAGCAUUUGGUUAAGUUAUCUCCAGUAAGGGCCGUCUUAGCAUGUGUUUUUGGCAGUAGUAUGUUGUAUGAUGGCAAUGACUCCUCCAUCUCUACUUCCUUGAACAAUGGAUCGCCGCAGUCACCUGAUGCCGACAGGUUGUUCUACGAGUUUGCUCUUGAUCAAUCAGAGAGGUUCCCAACUUUGAAUCGUUGGAUUCAAAUGCAAACUAACCUUCAUCGAGUUUCUGAGUUUGUCAUAACAGCUAAGCAUGCAACUGAUGUUGGCAAGGUUAACUGUAAAGCGAGAGCUGCUAGUAAACGACUCCGUGAAUAUGGCAGUGAUACUGAAUCAGAGGUUGAUGACAUUGUUGUUGGGAGUAACAUUCCAACAGUUUUGCCAGACCAUAGCAGUCAAGGUGGUGUGGGCCUUGAACCUUGGCACUGUUACUCAAAACCUGAAGUUGCAGAACACGAUUCAACAGUUUUCCUUUCUUUUGAUUGGGAGAAUGAGGAACCUUAUGAGAAAGCUGUGGAACGUUUAAUUGAUGAUGGAAAAUUAAUGGAUGCUCUUGCACUUUCGGAUCGUUUUUUACGCAAUGGAGCAUCAGAUCAUUUACUUCAGUUACUUAUUGAACAUGGAGAAGAAAACCCAUCAAUAUCUACACAAGUCCAUGGUUAUGGAGGUCAUGGUAUUUGGAGUAAUAGCUGGCAGUACUGCCUUCGGUUGAAGGAUAAACAACUGGCUGCUAGACUUGCACUCAAGUAUUUACACAGAUGGGAACUAAAUCCUGCAUUGGAUGUUCUCACCAUGUGCAGCUGCCACAUGCCACAAGAUGCCCCAGUUAGAAAUGAGGUUUUGCAAAUGAGACAGGCUUUGCAGAGGUAUGAUCACAUUUUAUGUGCAGAUGGUCAAUAUAGAAGCUGGCAGCAGGUUGAAGCUGACUGUAAAGAGGACCCUGAAGGCUUGGCACUUAGAUUAGCUGGAAAAGGAGCUGUUUCUGCUGCUUUGGAAGUGGCUGAAAGUGCGGGGUUGUCAAUAGAUCUGCGGAGGGAACUACAAGGUCGACAGCUUGUGAAGCUUCUUACUGCAGAUCCUCUAAAUGGCGGAGGUCCAGCAGAAGCUUCGCGCUUUCUUUCUUCACUCCGUGACUCUGAUGAUGCUCUUCCGGUUGCAAUGGGGGCUAUGCAGCUCUUGCCUAACUUGCGGUCUAAACAACUCCUUGUUCAUUUUUUCCUGAAGCGAAGAGAAGGUAACCUGUCAGAUGCUGAGGUUUCCCGGCUUAACUUGUGGGCCUUAGGCCUUCGUGUUUUGGCUGCAUUGCCGCUGCCAUGGCAGCAAAGGUGUUCUUCACUGCAUGAGCACCCUCAUUUGAUUCUGGAGGUUUUAUUGAUGAGGAAACAACUGCAAUCCGCUUCUCUGAUUCUUAAAGAAUUUCCUUCAUUGAGGGAGAACACAUUAAUUAUUGCAUAUGCUGCCAGAGCUAUUGCUGUCAGCCUUACCUCUCCCUCCAGGGACCAUCGGAUAUCCAUUACCGGUUCAAGAACAAAACAGAAAACAAGAGCAGGUGUUCCUGCCAGGUCUUCCUUUACUAACAGUCUAAGUAAUCUGCAAAGAGAGGCUCGUAGAGCUUUUUCUUGGGCACCUCGAAACACUGGAGACAAGACUGCUCCGAAAGAUGUUUACAGGAAAAGGAAGAGUUCUGGAUUGACCCCGUCAGAAAGAGUUGCUUGGGAAGCAAUGACUGGUAUUCAGGAGGAUCGUGCUUCAUCAUAUACUGCAGAUGGCCAAGAACGGCUUCCUUCCAUAUCAAUUGCUGAAGAAUGGAUGCUCACAGGUGAUGCAUGUAAGGAUGAAGUUGUUCGUUCAUCUCACCGAUAUGAAAGUGCUCCUGAUUUUAAUCUCUUUAAGGCACUGCUUUCUUUGUGUUCUGAUGAGUUGGUGUCAUCCAAAGGAGCAGUUGAUUUGUGCAUUAAUCAGAUGAAAAAUGUGUUGAGCCACCAGCAGUUGCCUGAGAAUGCAUCAAUGGAAACUAUUGGUAGAGCUUAUCAUGCCAUGGAGACUUUUGUUCAGGGACUACUUUAUGCUAAAUCCCUACUGCGAAAGCUUGCUGGGGGCAAUGACUUGUCUAGCAAUUCUGAAAGAAGCAGGGAUGCUGAUGAUGCAUCCUCUGAUCCUGGCAGCUCUAGUUUGGGCAGCCAGUCUACAGAUGAGCUUUCUGAGGUCUUGUCGAAGGCGGAAACUUGGCUAGGGCGCGCUGAGCUGCUGCAGAGCCUCCUAGGUUCAGGAAUUGCUGCUUCUCUUGAUGAUAUUGCUGACAAAGAAUCAUCUGCGCGGCUCCGUGACAGGUUAAUUGUGGAUGAACGUUACAGCAUGGCUGUAUAUACUUGCAAGAAGUGCAAGAUUGAUGCUUUCCCCGUAUGGAAUGCAUGGGGCCAUGCUUUGAUUCGGAUGGAGCGCUAUGCACAAGCUCGUGUUAAGUUUAAGCAAGCUUUACAGUUGCAUAAGGGUGAUCCUGCACCUGUCAUUCUAGAGAUAAUUAAUACAAUUGAAGGAGGGCCACCAGUUGAUGUCUCAGCUGUUCGUUCUAUGUAUGAUCAUUUGGCUAAAAGUGCACCAACAAUCUUGGAUGAUUCCCUUUCUGCUGAUUCAUAUCUCAAUGUCUUGUACAUGCCUUCUACAUUUCCUCGUUCUGAGAGAUCCAGGCGAUCUCAAGAAUCUGCCAAUAAUAAUCCCGUUGAUAGUGAAGAUUUUGAAGAUGGACCCCGCAGCAACUUUGAUAGCAUUCGAUACCUUGAGUGUGUUAACUACUUACAAGAAUAUGGGCGUCAGCACUUGCUGAGUUUUAUGUUCAAGCAUGGCCAUUAUAAGGAUGCUUGCAUGUUGUUCUUUCCUGUAAACACUGUUCCUCCACCUGCUCAGCCAUCUUCAGUUGGGGUAGUUUCUUCAUCUUUGUCCCCUCAAAGAUUGGAUCCUCUGUCUACUGACUAUGGAACCAUUGAUGAUUUAUGCGACCUAUGCAUUGGAUAUGGUGCAAUGUCUGUUUUGGAGGAAGUCAUAUCAACAAGAAUGUCAUCUGGCGGACAGCAAGAUGUAGCACUAAACCAGCAUACAGCUGCAGCUCUUGCUCGUAUUUGCAUCUAUUGUGAAACUCAUAAGCAUUUCAAUUAUCUGUACAAGUUUCAGGUGAUCAAGAAGGACCACGUUGCUGCUGGACUUUGCUGUAUUCAGCUAUUUAUGAAUUCAUCUUUGCAAGAAGAAGCCGUGAGACAUUUGGAACAUGCCAAGAUGCAUUUUGAAGAAGGGUUGUCAGCACGAUAUAAAACUGGAGAUUCUACUAAGCUCGUCACCAAGGGUGUCCGAGGAAAAAAUGCCUCUGAAAAGCUUACUGAGGAAGGACUAGUCAAAUUUUCUGCUCGGGUAUCAAUCCAGGUGGAUGUGGUGAGAUCCUUUAACGAUACAGAUGGGCCACAGUGGAAAUAUUCUCUUUUUGGAAAUCCAAAUGACCCUGAAACUUUCAGAAGGAGGUGUAAGAUUGCAGAGACUCUUGCUGAAAAAAAUUUUGAUUUGGCUUUCCAAGUGAUCUACCAAUUCAACCUUCCUGCUGUUCAUAUUUAUGCUGGUGUUGCUGCAUCACUUGCUGAGAGAAAAAGGGGUGGUCAAUUGACAGAGUUCUUUAGAAACAUUAAAGGAACAAUUGAUGAUGAUGAUUGGGACCAGGUCUUGGGAGCAGCAAUAAAUGUUUAUGCUAACAGACACAAAGAGCGCCCUGACCGUCUCAUAGACAUGUUGACUAGUAGCCACAGAAAGGUUCUUGCUUGUGUUGUUUGUGGUCGUCUAAAGAGCGCCUUCCAAAUUGCUUCAAGAAGUGGAAGUGUGGCUGAUGUUCAAUAUGUUGCACACCAGGCAUUGCAUGCAAAUGCACUCCCCGUGCUUGACCUGUGUAAACAAUGGCUGGCUCAAUACAUGUGAUAAGUCACUUGGAUGAUCGUUGUGGAUUUGACAAAAUCCUUUCCAAUAUGCAUAGUUUGGUGAGUUUUUGGUACGCUAGCAAGAAAUUCCAUGGAGCUCAUAGCUUUGCUCAAGCAGUACACAUGUUGCUACAUGCCACCCAACAUUGGCCAUUCCCAUGAUUCAUUUAUGCUUCUUUAGAAGCAACAGUUUCUGGCUGCAUUGGUGUUUACUCCUCAAGAUGCCUCCAGCAAUCUGGCAUUUUCAAGUGCUGCUUGUGAACUCUCUAAGUUGGCUGAGUUUCUGAAUAUUGGUUUUCUUAUUGCAGUCCCCACAGAAUGAAUGGGUAGUGAGUAGAAAUUGAAUCCCAAGUGAAUCAGUUUUUGCCCCGAAGCAUUACCAGAGCUGUUGUUGACGCAGUUGUUUUAGUGCAAACAAUGAAAAGUUCUACCGAAGUUUCUUGUACAGAUGCUAUAUUCAUGCUGUGGAAUACUGCGACAGUUCUUUGCCCUCUAUAGCAAUGAAUUUUUUUCUCUAAACAACUGCAAUAAAUUGAUGAAGAAUGCACAUGUAAAUACAUGGAAUUGGAACAGAAGUAUACAAAUUGGUGGAAUUGGACAAAAGUAUACCCUUUUGUGCCUCUCUGAACCAAGUUUUGUUUACAUGGUUUGUGGAUGUAUUUUAGUUUUCCUGGAUAUUUUCUUUCGAAUAA